Xyrauchen texanus (razorback sucker) is the source of this 1328-nucleotide messenger RNA. It is a transcript of the gene mtfp1, whose product is annotated as mitochondrial fission process 1. The record is from RefSeq and is a predicted model, not a curated record. The transcript is spliced from 4 exons. Lineage: Eukaryota; Metazoa; Chordata; Actinopteri; Cypriniformes; Catostomidae. The coding region runs from base 107 to 604 and encodes 165 amino acids. Gene Ontology annotation, cellular component: mitochondrion. Gene Ontology annotation, biological process: mitochondrial fission.
GCUGCAGUAUGGCGCGUCGCGCUGCAUGUGAAGAUCAGAUCUGAACAUUUAAACACUGUUCAGUGUUCAGUUCUCUAGCACACAUUAAACUUUCACUCAGGUCAGUAUGGAGCACACGCCUGGCUCACACAGUAAAGAAGUGGAUAUUUACCGGGACACAUGGGUGAGAUAUCUAGGUUAUGCCAACGAGGUGGGCGAGGCGUUCCGUGCGUUGGUGCCAGUCAGUCUGGUGUGGGCCAGUUACGCUGUUGCCACGGCAUACGUGUCAGCUGAUGCAAUGGACAAAGGCAAGAAAGCUGCUGUGGCUCACGAUGAGAAUCCCGGUAAGUCUGCACAGGUGGCUGUUGCCGUGGUCGACACGUUUGUGUGGCAGGCUCUGGCUUCAGUGGCCAUUCCUGGAUUCACCAUUAACCGCGUGUGUGCUGCGUCUCUGUUUGUGCUCGGAAAAACCACACGCUGGCCGUUACCUGUGCGCAAGUGGACGACAACUGCCAUCGGCCUCUCCACCAUCCCCUUCAUCAUCAAACCCAUUGACAGGUCUGUGGAUUUCCUGCUGGACUCCAGUCUGAGAAAACUCUACGGUGAAGGAUCAAAACAUGAAUGAACUGACCUCUGACCUCUGACCUCAUCAGGAGCUUCUGGAGUUUUAAAAUGAACUGUGCCAUUUUCUUUCUUAUUUUUGUACAUUAUUGCCUUCGAAUGUUCUCUGCAGUUUAUUGGUUUUGUUUACUGGUUGAAUUUCAGGUUUGAAAGUUUAAAGAUUGAAUUGUUUUCUCAAACUGUAUAAAUGUUAACGUGUCAUAUCUGUUAUUUAAAAAUAAUCGUAACUACAAUAUUUGAUUUUCUGCAUGUUUAAUGUUUUUUUAAGGUGUUGAAUCUUUGUAAUUUGCUGUGAAAAGAAUCUUAUGGGAAAGGACAAAGAAGCGCCUCUCAUAAAGCCAUAUAAUAUGCAAGUUCAGUUGUGGCAUUACAAAUGAUAUUUUUUAAGAAAAUGUUUCUUAAAUUUCUUGACUUCCAGCCAUAAUUUAGCAUUUAAAUCCAUAUCUGUAAUGCAGUUAUACAGUCUGUCAUGAUAUAGUGUCUAUAAUGGAUCAGAAAGGUGAUUUGAGGGGAAAUAUAUUAUUGAGUCUGUUCACUUUGUCCUGAUGUCAACAUUUAAAACAUGGUUGAGGAGGAAGUUUAUUUUCUUAUUGUAAAUGUCUGUAGUGAAAUAUCAGAUUGUUAUUUAGUUUAUAGUUAUACAUCACAGAUUUAUGAAUCUUGAAGAUGAACAACAAUAACUUCUGAUAUGUGAAAAUGAAUAAUUCUCCUUAUUAAAAACAACAACA